AUGGAUAAUACACUAUUAUAAAGAAAAGUAUUUCGACUUUAAAAUUUGAAAAAUAUAAUUAGAGCAAUUCCAAAAAAUAAUAUUUUAUAACAAUUAGUCGGAUCUAUAACUACUAUUAAGAGAAGGAUAAAAUAAUUGUAUUUCAAAGAAUUAAAAGGAAAUCGAGCUUUAAAUUAAAUAACUAAAAUCGAAAUUACAGAAUUAUAAAAAUAACAAAUUAAAGAUACCUAAAAAACUGAGAAUAAUAGUAGACAAUAAAAUAUUAAGAAACUAUAAGUGAAAUUCAAGGUUUCUCAUAAAAUGAUAAAAAAUGAUAGUGAUGAAACAUAUAUUUAAUUAUUGAUUCAUUAUAUUCUAUUGAUUUGA
This is a messenger RNA of Paramecium sonneborni, 366 nucleotides long. Lineage: Eukaryota; Ciliophora; Oligohymenophorea; Peniculida; Parameciidae. The record is from the annotation of a GenBank genome assembly.